This is a messenger RNA of Chelonia mydas (Green sea turtle), 5658 nucleotides long. RefSeq names its product O-6-methylguanine-DNA methyltransferase (gene MGMT). NCBI's taxonomy places the organism in Eukaryota, Metazoa, Chordata, Testudines, Cheloniidae. Gene Ontology annotation, cellular component: nucleus. The record is from RefSeq and is a predicted model, not a curated record. Gene Ontology annotation, biological process: DNA repair. Gene Ontology annotation, molecular function: methylated-DNA-[protein]-cysteine S-methyltransferase activity. Bases 408 to 1271 code for a protein of 287 amino acids. The transcript is spliced from 7 exons.
UAUGAGGAAAUUAAGCGCGCUCCCGGCAGCAGCCGCUGCUCCAACUUGUGUGCGCGGGGUGCUGCGUUUGUUCUUGUGGUGAUGUCUUAGGGGUUUUUUUGGUGGUUGUUUUUUUUUUUUUCUCUUGUAAUCCCUUCUGCAGAGUGGUCACCCUGUCCUCCCUUUCCUCAGGCUACAGUGAAUUGGGAGAUCUGGUUGCCUCCUAGUAUUUUCAUCAUCUUGGAUCUGAGAUAAAAUGGAAAUACCAGAUCUCUUGCUAUGUCAAGCAAAUAGGUGACUCCUUGAGGCCUGUCCUACAACAACAAAAUUAAACCCUUCAAAUGCCCCGUAUCCACUUCUGUCAUACAAAAUCUCCCUAUGGUGGAAAAAAGUGAAGCAAACCAGUAAUAUUGUAGCCAGCAUGAACUAUGUUCCAGAAGUUCUCAUCUGCUCAAUCUGGGCUGAGGAUAAUUGUUUGCUGUGUAGAAAAUAUUUGGAAAUAUGGUGCCAAAUCGGUCACUCCUCUUUUUAAUGCAAAACUCCUUCAUGUACUUAACAUGGCAUCAAGACUUCAUCAAAAAGUUGCUUUAAAAGAUGGAAAAACUCAGUGUAAGAAGAUGCAUGUAAUGCUGAACAGCCCUGUGGGAAGAAUUGAAAUAUCUGGAUGUGGAACAGGUGUACAUGAAAUACAAUUUAAGGAAAAUGUUCUGUCACAAAACAGGACUAAGGAAGCCUCAGUUACUUGUGAGGUAUGCGAAGGCCCAGAGGAAAUGACAGAACCACUGAAACAGUGCACAGCCUGGCUUCAGGCCUACUUCUGUGAGCCCUGGAUGACCGAGAAACUUCCUAUGCCUCCCUUUCACCAUCCAGUUUUUGAACAAGAUUCAUUCACCAGACAAGUGUUACGGACCCUGUUGAGAGACGUGAAAUUUGGAGAGGCAGUUUCUUACAAGCAAUUAGCAGACCUGGCAGGCAACAGCAAAGCAGCAAGAGCAGUGGGAGGAGCAAUGAGAAGCAAUCCUGGGAAAAAGCAGGAAUUUUCACACCACAACCUGCUGUUACCUCUACUUUGGAUGCUGCUGCUCCACUGCAGCCUGAGGGCAAAGCUGGGUACAUUUCUAGGCAAUAGCAAUUACAUAUCCUUUUGCACAAAACUACAUUGUUAUUCUUUGAGAACUGUUUCCUGUAGGUUUGCAUUGUAUUGCCUUGUCUUAAUGUACACCAUACUGUAUUGGAAAGCAAUCUAUCAUAUUAAAAUAAGUUGUAUUGUCAAGUACAGCACAACAUAUUGACAAAACAUGGUAUCAUACUGUGGUUGUAGAUUGUUUCAUAUGAAAGUCUCAUGUGCACUUACAAAAUCCUUAAUAUACUUUUUGUAUUGCAUUUGCAAACUUUACAAACACAACAUCAGACCUAGUAUAUUUGACUAUACAUUAGCUAAGUGUUUAAAAUUUGCAUUUUUUCAAUGAGGGAGGGUAAUGAAGUUUUAAAUCUAACUAAACGCAGUUCAUCCAUUUUGACAUAGUAUUAAAUAUUUUGGUGAAAUUGCAGGUUGAGUCCUUACAAGCACUACUGCAUUACAACUGCUACAUGAAUAAUAUACAUGUCUUUAUUAAGAUGGAAAUGCCCUUUUGAGUAAUCAUAGCUUUUGUAUAAUGUGCCAAAAAUGCAUAAAUCAGUUGCUUUUACAGCAUUCUGAAGAGCUAAUUGUUGUUAUUGUGUGUCCCCCAAUGUGUCCUGAGUUUAAGGAUAUGCCUGAAAAGAAAGUGUGCAGUUUCAAAAGCCACUAUGAGUAAACAGAUUUUUGUAAAUAACAUAGUGGUUUCAAGUUUAGUGAAUACAGACUAUAAUCCUUAAUGUACCAGCUAUGCAAAAUACUUACCACAAUAUAUGACAUCAGCACUUGUUGGCACAUAUUAUCUGGUUAAUGACAGUUGACUGGUACUAGUAACAGUAUUCAGAAACAUGUAUUGUUUUGCAACCUGUCUGAUGAAUCUAUUCUUACACUAUUAAUCUCCAUAAAUGUGCCUGUCCAAAUAUGACCAAAGUCACUAAAAUUAUAAAACAUGAUUUCCUGAGGGUUGUCAGUUGUAUUAUCACUAGAAACAAGGGUUUAAAAAACAGAACUAUAUGUAAAAACCUACCAUGACUGAAAUCAAAAGUAAUAAUAAAAAAAUGUAUGCCAUAUAUUUUCCACCACCUAACAAAAUACUUCUCUCUUCUACAAAUCAUGUCUGGUUGGUGCUUAAUUUCAGUAGUAUACAUUGUACAAGUUUCCUUUGUAGUUAGGUUGCUUCACAUAAUUCAUACAAUGACCUUCAACUUUAUGAGAAGGUGGAAAAGGUGCCGGCAGCAGCUGAGAGAUGCAACAUCUUUGCUUCAAAUUAUGCCAAGGACAUGGCAGGGAUGGCUCACCUUUUGCAAGAAAAACUUCAAAUAGUUUACUGCAGUUUAGAUUGAUUGUUAGGUCUGUGGUCCUCAAAGGGAACCCAUAAAGUUCAAUUAAAAAUCUCAUUAGAAUACUAUAGGAGGAUCAAAAAGAAAUCACGGAGACUCAUGGGAGAUACGGAAUGUUGGGCUGAUUAGUCCAAGGCCAUCAUAAAUGACUAUUCUAUGACUUAAAUAAGAUGUCUUCAGUGGUCUGUUAACAGCAGCAAUAACUGUAUAAAGUCUCUUUAUAUUCUUUCUGCUUAUGUUAUUGUUCAGGCUAAAACCUAACUAAGUGUAUAACUUGACACUAAUAUCGAUCUAACAUAAGUCAAGAAUAUUAUUCAACCCACAUUUUUGAAAUAUUCAAGACUGAAUAGAGUAAUUGUGCAUUUAAGAGAAGAUCGUGAAGUAUGGAUUUGAAAUGUUGCAAAUGCAUAAAACUAGUUGUGCAUUAAUUCCUUAGGUGGCUGGCAAUAAACUUGAACACAUGCUGGUUCAUAUUAUAGUAUUUGUUUCUAUCAGGGAAUAGGGGAGAAAAAGCAAUGGGACAUGAGAACACUGAAAGAUUAUUUUUUGCUAAGUGUGAUUUUUGUUGUAUGUUAUAACUUGAUAUUUCAGCUGUUUCCAUUAUGGCCUCACUGAUCUAUUUUUGACAGUUUGGCAGCUUUCUGUAAGUAUUCAGUCCAUCAACCAGUGUAAGAGGAUGGUCAGUUUUCUAUUGCGUCAAAUUGAAAACUCUUAACAAGCAGAGCACCACAGUUGAACACCACUCUGUUUCAUCCUCAGACAGAAUUUGCUAAAUGCAGUUCAGAGGCAAUCAAUACAUUGUGCAGAGAGUUUUUUCCCCACCUUUUUCUAAACAAACGCAUUAUUGAGGAGUUAGUUUAUUCACAGAUUGCCAUGAGCGUUAAUGACCACCCGAGUCUUGUUCUGCCAGUCACCUAGAUGGCUGUUGAUAAAGAUUUAGCAUCAUGUUCUAAGUGUCAGGCCUGUCAGUAGUGCUGAACCAUUUGACCAGAAGAAAAAACGCACAGGGAGCUAUUGAUUACAGCUUCUCAGUGUCACUUGUUCACCAGGAUUUAGGUAUUGAUGAGGCUGCGAGUGAAAACAAGCUCUUUCCCUUGUGGGCCUCUACCCAGAAGAACAAAAGCAAAGUUGGAGAAAAUAUUCAACUGGAACCUGAAUCAGAGGGAUUCCGUUAUUGAUUGAAAGGCCCCUUCAUGUUGUUUUUGUUGGAGACAAAUCUAUGGGUUUGGAAGUUUUAUAGCAUUUGAGAUAGGGUCUGUGUAAGUGAUGGAUUCAUGUAUUGGAUGAAUUAGAUUUCACAGCAUGAAGAUUUCAAUGGAGCUCUAAUGUUAUGAACUGCUUGGUUAUUGAUAAAAAUUACAUUACAUGUAGCUGAGGUUUUAAAGCAGAGGAUUGGGAUAGUAUUCCUUCCAAAAUGUCCUUAGGGCUCUAAUAAAUUUUAGCAGGUUUAAUUAUUUCAGUAGUCUGAAAGUUGUCACCACAAUUAAACCAAACUGAAGUGAUAUUCAAUAUUUUUAAAUUACCGGGUGAUUGAAAUGCAUUUUCUUUAAUUAUUUCCAAUGCUGUGUAGAAUGAUGCAUACGCACACGGUACAUAACAAACAAAUCAUAUGCACAUCAUACAUUAUGACAAACAUGGCAUAAAUUAUCUUAUUUCUGCAACCAUGGACAAAAUUUUAUUUAUUUUGCACCUUUGAUGUCAUCACUUGCACUUUGCCUGUUAAUCUGUGCCAGUACCACUUCUGGUUCCCAGCAGCGGUAAUCUUUUAAAUAAAAAGAACCUGGCAUCAAAACACUUUCUCACCCUAUCCUCCUAACUCAAGCAACACCCCAAAAAAGAGGGAUCAGAUUAAAAGCAGGAAUCAAGUUACACUUGCUAUAAUCUGUUUUGGACUAGUGCCAAGGUUCUAAUUCCUAGCUCCCCUCAGAGAUAGGAACAGAAGGUGAAUCCCACUGGAAAUGUGAGAUGCCCGGAUUUCCUCUUGCAUAUAAAGCAUCUGGGUGAGAUUUGCAUGGUACAGCAGCGUGUUAGUGGUGAGCCAUCAGGGAUCCAGUUUCACUCUAUAGAAUGAUCUGUGCCAGCCCCAGGGUGAAUUACAGCAGCCUAUGGACUGCUUUAACUUGUGCCAGCUGGCUGUGGUCCCCAAAGGAUCAUAUUUCAGCUGAGAAUUGGUGGCAUGUCCUUUUCCACCUGAAUUCGCACUGUACUUCAGGGGGAAGUUGGCAUAGGAGUGGACUUUGCACCAGCAGAGCAGUGUGCCUCUCCCUCUUUCUCUGAGGGAAAUCUCAGCUGGCCAGCUACAGACAGUCUCACUAUUUCGUACCACCUGAGUAGCACAAAAGAGCUGAAUCAGGAGGAGUGUGUUUGGCCCUUUAGGUUUGCAAGGUAUAUGACCUUAGCAUCAGAACACCCUGAUUUAUAGAAAAGCUAAUUUAAAUAUCUUUGCAUUUUUUACAGUUUAUUAUUGCUGUUUAUACUGUCACUCCAAGACCUGUAGGUAGUAACUAAUAUAGAUUUUAUGGAUGGAAAGAUAUCAAAAAGAAUAUCAAUAAUUUAAAAAAUAACUUAAAGUGUGACUUAACCAGAACACAUGAUGGUGUGGUGAUGUAUAAAAAUGUUAUUGAUGCUCACUGGAAAUGUCCUGCAUAAUUCACUUGUGGCGUUGCCAGUUGUGAAUAAGAUCUGUCACAUUUUUAUACCACCAUGUACUACAUAUUGUCUACAUCUAAGUUUUAAAAAAUAAUUUAACAACCUAUAUAAUAUCCAUUACCCUAGCUCCUUUCCAUCAUCAGCUUUUUUUAAUCCAUUUGCCUUCCAUUUCUGUUCAAGGGCUUGAUCCUGCAAAGUGCUGAAUGUUGAGGGCAAUUAGCACCCUGCAGCUUUGAGAUCCAAGUUCAUAUUCUUAUUUCUAGAGUACUUAAAUAAGCAUAGUUUGAGCCUUAUAAAGGAAAAACUGCAAAGUGGAAUAGAAAAUGAAUCAGUGUAAUGUUUUGCAUCUAUUCAUACAGAUUAAGAAAGCUAUACCAAAUAAUCUUGAAUCUAAAAUGUUCAGCAUCUUGAAAGAUGCACUUUUUAGUACCUCAUUUCCUUUCACAGUUGCAUCACUGCAUUUGAAAUACUAUACCGUUACUAAAACAAAUGUUGUAAGAUUAAAGAUGAUGUACUGAAUUUUUAUGAUGUGCAUUUCAAGGAUGAUAAAUAAACACCAGUAAUAAAAAAACA